AGAGACAUUCACAGCAAACAACAGGAUGGAAGAAUCACUAGGAGAAGCCAUCGACAGACAAGACUGGUCAACAGCAGCAGGACUAGCAACCUCACUCGACACCGAACCAGCCUACAUCAGCAAACACAGACUCAUCCAACAACUAUCAUCGGCCGAACAGAGCACCAUCGAUCUGAGCUUACUCGAAACCGUACUCGAAACAGAUCCGACAUGGGCUGCUCGACUGAUAAUCAACUUCUUAAACAAGCCCCCACCAUCAACAUCAUCAUCAUCAUAUUCAUAUCCCCAAGAAAAUCAACUCAUCAAGCUACUAAAUGAAUCGAUAGACCGCUGGCUCGACCAACUCUCGUCUGCUUCUCAUCUGGACUUCUCUCUCAAACAAGUCCUAAGCGAAUCGGUAGAAGAUCUAGAAGACGAACUGAAGCCCGAAAGGAUCGAAGAUUUGAUCAAAGGAAACCAGGAGAUCGCUGAAGCUUGCUCGGCGAAAUGGUUCUCGAUUCAGGCGGAACUAAAAUGGAAGAUCUAUAAUGAGCUUUAUCAACCCGAAAAAUCGUAUCAAGAUAAUAAACAUGAAUCAACGGAAGAUGAAACAGAAGAGACAGAUAACUGGGGAGGUCUCGAGCUUGAUCCACUCGAAGAUCUGGACGAGGCGGUUGAUCAACUGGAACCCAAUCCUUCAUUCCUGUCAUUCCUUCAGUCAGAUCUAGACGACUUGGCCUUACUAUUUGCCUCUCAGCUCCAGCUCGGUCGAUUGAGACGGUUGCUUGAAAGUCAACAGAUCAGCUUAAAUUCAACCAUCCUCUUCGAUUCGAUUCCAUUACACGCACGGCCUAGUGAUCUGGACUAUGGACAAGACUUAAUUGCUCUCCUGCCCCGCCCAAUCAUCAAAUCCAAGCCAUCCACCUCCUGCAAAAACGUCAUCACCACGAUCUUCAGUCCUGCUCAGCAACAGUCUCUGUCAAGUGAAUUAACUGAACAGCAACUGACCGACUGGUAUUUGCUACGUGUCAAGGCUAUUGAUCAUUUCACGGGCUGUAUCGACACGGCGAUCGAAAUCAUACAGCACGGUGCGGCCUCAGGAGUACCUGGACUCGAAUUACUGGCUGAAGAUUUAAGUCUGUUAGCCAAGCUUCUUUAUGAUGCCCCCUAUUCAUCAGCUGAAUAUGAUUGGACGUUGGAGGAAUGGUCAUCAAAGUCCCCCGAUGAAAUAGUCAAAGCCUAUCUUGCUGGAUCAAGUCCUUCCAGUCUAAUCAAGGAUAUCCAUCGAUUAGUUUUACCCUACCUCGGCGUUCUCGAAAGUCGAAGAGCAAGAGCUUCGGUCCCAGGAGCUGAAUCCACGAUUCCAGACUCACUCCGAACUUGGGCCCUCAGUCAGUCUAAUCAUCUACCACUUCUCGAAGCUCUCAUCAAGGCAAGUUCCCCCAUGAUGAAGCUCCCGGAGCGGCCGAUCAAAAGCAAUGAAGAUCUCGCCCGGAUCCUAGUCGCCUGUCUGUAUACCAGCUCGUCGCUUGAUGAAUGGGAAUGCAUGGGGCGGAUGUUCGAAUGCAUGCCUGCCUUUCCAGAUAACAUUCCUUCGUCUGACGAAUUCAAUUCAGCAGACUACUUGCAUGGACUUUUCACGAGCAGCACAGGGUCGACAAUAUGGAGCCUAGAGGGAACCACUCUUGUCUACAAUACCUUGCGAGAGCUUGAUAACGGACGAUUGUCAUCGAUUUUAGAUGGGCUAGACGAUCAUCUGACGACUGCAGAGGUUUUAGCUCGUUGGAACGUACCUGCUAGACUUGCUGAUCUCGUGCUCAAGUUCCAUGGCAAUAAAAUCGCCCAACAGAAACUGGCGACCAAGAUCGCUCGACAGGAGGGUGGGAUCGAGAUGGAGAGUGAGGAAGAGUGGGAAGUCCUACUAGAAGCGAUGAUUGAGUUAUCACAGCCCGGUCGCGCACUGGAUUUGUUGGACAAACAAGAAAUCACAAAGCUAUUCUUCUCUGGCUUGCUAACUUCCGGAAAGUUCAAACUUGCCAAGUCACUGUUUUCAUCAACGUCCGAUGGUCCUUUACUAGAGGCCUCAACACAAGAAGAGCUUGUAAUCGCUGCGUCACGCGAGUUUUACGACAAUGCUGAGUCGGGCAAUUUGCACACAAGGGAGAUGAAGAUGGCAUAUGAUUGCCUUACCGUUGUACCUCAAACAUUGAACAUCAAAAGAGAACGAGAUUUCAUCGAAGCAACUAGUCGGUUGGCAUCAUUCAAAAUUGAAUCACAAGCUGGAGUUCUCAUGUCGCCCAUAGAGUUUCGUCUGAAACCCAACAAGCUAGACCUUAUUGCGAAAGUGCUCGACGUAAGUCGUACGGCAUAUCAACAUCAAGAGAUGAUCAUCGACUUGGUCAAUAAGCUAGGUUAUGGUGAAGAUUCACUUGUCCAGAUCAAAGCAUUAUCGAUGGUGGUUCAAGCUGCUCUCGGAGAAGGGAGCCUUCCGGUUGGGACGGAGACGUGUGAAAGAAUGAUUUCGAUACUUGAACGGAUGAAGAAGCGAUCGAGACAGGAUGAUCAGAUGGGAUCAUCAUCAUCAAGAGUUGACGAAGCGUCGGAAGUGGUUUGGAAAACUUGCGAGGGGAUCGGAAGAUAUGAUGGCUAUGGAGCCAAUCAACCCAGUCUGAAGGGGUUCAAGACCAAAUUCAUGGCCCAUGCGAUCAUUAUCUGUCCCGCCGAGCAGAUCCCAAGGCUCUUGAUGGCAUGCAAAGAAGCGGAGGCCAAGGAGGAGUUAGUGGAAACGAGGGAGUCGAGCGGACUUGACAGAAGCACCCGAUCUGACUCAAUGGCUCGCGGGGGCUCGCUGUGGAACUCAAUCGAGCUCGAGAAAUCGAUGAGCGAGUCGAACGUGAUCUCAGGAGGCGGAGGGGGAACGAACCUGGGCCUACCGGGAGGAGACCUAGCCAGUCGGACGCUCGAACGUGCGGCCUCGCUGUUCCCUUUCAAGAGUAAAACCUUACCCCCACAGGGUGGCUUCAGAUCGACCCUUAACGAAUCGCCUCCUCGGAUGACACUCUCUAACUCUUUGGGCGCCAAUCAGUCCGACCUUCGUUCUUCUUCUUCUCAUACCCCUGAUCCAGCAAACCCUUCUCAUACCUCUCAACCUGACUUCAGUCUUCCCCUCAAUAAUCUCGUCGAUCAGAACUCUGAUCAUCCUCUUGGCUUCGGCGUUGGCGUUGGAACUGAUCGGUUAACUACUGCUCUCAGCAACAAAUUUACCUCCGGUGUCGGUUGGCUAAUUGGAGCCAAUGAAGAUGAAUCAUCAUAAUUUGCUGGUGUCGCAUACACUUCCUCUCUUCGCUUCUUAUCUUUAUUAUUGUUGUCUUGUUGUAUAUAAAAAUUUCGUCUAUUGUUGUCGUUUUGUUCCUCUAGUCUAUCUCAAUCAAAAUCGUAAAAAUGAAAUGAAAUACCCCAUCUAGUUCGAAGUUUGAA
Molecule: messenger RNA, 3456 nt
Organism: Puccinia graminis f. sp. tritici CRL 75-36-700-3
Lineage: Eukaryota; Fungi; Basidiomycota; Pucciniomycetes; Pucciniales; Pucciniaceae
Exons: 3
Coding region: 26-3292 (1088 amino acids)
Biological process (GO): retrograde vesicle-mediated transport, Golgi to endoplasmic reticulum
Cellular component (GO): Dsl1/NZR complex; endoplasmic reticulum membrane
Molecular function (GO): SNARE binding
Source: RefSeq, a predicted model, not a curated record